Messenger RNA from Somion occarium, 1990 nucleotides. Lineage: Eukaryota; Fungi; Basidiomycota; Agaricomycetes; Polyporales; Cerrenaceae. The record is from the annotation of a GenBank genome assembly.
AACAUCAUGAUAUGACUCAAUGCGGAAGUUCCUCUGUCGACUAUGAUACAUUUCAAAUGUGGGUUCAGUUGUUUGUAGUAUUUGAGUACUUCUUAAUCUCUAUUACAUGGAUUGUAAGCAUGUACAGUCAACGGGGCAAGGUAUUAAUUAAUACGAGCACUGCGCCAAUACAAAAGCAACAGCCACAGUCUAUUGCUUCGACGUCAUGCCCAUAAAUAGGCGAUCUAUACUUGCCUCCUACCGCCAUCUAACCUGUAUCGAUCCUUCACUUUUCCUAUGUCCGCUAUCUAUCUCGCUAAACAGGCGUACUCCGCUUUUGCGGGUGAGAAACCUAGAACGAUUGCCUUUAGUCUUCGAUCACUGAAUGGAUAGAGAUCUUGACGUCAAGGAAUUACGAUGAGGAGGCGUACGACGGUAUACCAGAGAUCGUCGAAUCAAUACAAAUGCAAGCUACAGGUGUUGCUGAGGCAAGUAGGGCCAUCAGAAAGAAACUCAAGCAUGGUGAUACGCAUCAACAGUACCGAGCCCUUGUUAUCCUCAGGGCACUCGUAGAGAAUGGAGGUCCUAAAUUCCAAACUUCAUUCGCUGACUCACAACUCCUCGACGCCAUCAAAUCAAUUGCCCACGACCCUACAACUGACCCCAGAGUGAGGAAAAGACUCCUCUCUGUAGUCGCUUCAUGGCAUGCCCAAUUUAAAGAUGACCCUUCCAUGGCCACCGUGUCUAACCUCUACAGACAAUGCAAACCUGCAGACUCAUAUAAUCGACAUCGAUCAACUGAUCCGGUCUUGCAAGCAGCAGGUUUGGAUCCGCAUGGCGAGUAUGAGAGGAGGAAAUUGGAAGAGAGAGAACGCGAGAGAGAGAGGAAGGAACGAAAGGAAGAGGAGAAGAGGAAAGCCAAGGAAGCCAAGGAGAAAGCUAGAGCUGGUGCCAGAAGACAGGCUAAAAGCAUGAACAAGCGAAAGCCCUUCAACUUUGAGCAGGAAAGACCUCAGAUCCUUACUACGAUUGCCAACGCCUCACAGGCGAGCAAUAACCUUGUAAACGCUAUCACUCUCGUUAACACUGAACACGACAGCCUGCAAGCGAACGAACGUGUUCAAGAGUGUUUGCAGAACGCCAAGGUGGCACGAAAGCAGAUCGUGCGCUAUGUACAGCUGGUGGAGAACGAGGAUAUGAUUGGAACUCUCAUUGAUACCAACGAGCGCAUCAUUGCUGCUCUGGAUAUGUAUGACACGCUCUCGAAGCCGCAAGUAACCGAAAAAGAUGUCCAAGAUGUCCAAGAAGGACUCGCAGCAGUCAAGAUCCACGAUUCCGAACUGGGCAAACUUCAAGAGAAACAGCGUGCCGCGGUUCAAAGAUCACUUGGCCGAGCUGGUGGUGGCAAGGAACGGGACCGUGCAACGUACGAGGAUGAUGAUGAGUUCAUGCAGCCCAGGAGUGCUAGCUCGGAGACAUAUGUCCAUCCGGAUUUGCAGGAGUUAAGUUUCGGGAGUUUAGGUGCAGAGCAGAGGAACCUACCACCCCCACUCCGCCCCUCUACCCGACGUUCAUCCUCUGAAGACGAGGACCAGAAUUGGCGACACGGUUCUUUAUCUGACUUUAGCGACUAUGAAUCCUCUGAUGAAGACACUCACAACCGCGCUUCAGCAUCUGGUUCUGCCCAUACAUCAACAUCUGCGGCUCAAGCGUAUGCUAGUAAGCAUCAACAUGGGAAGCCAAGCACGGGUUCUAGGAGGGAUUAUGUGAAUGUGUCGGAUGAUGAUGAAGUGGAUGUGAGGAAGGACCCGAAGAAAGGGUUGUUGAGUCAGGAAGAGGAUCCGUUUGCUGAUCCGUUUGCCGAUUGAGGGCGAGGCGAAGAAGGUUUCGGUGGAAUUUAGAGACAAGUAUUUAGCAUGAGGAUGUGUAUAUUAGUAUGGCUCGAUAUCACUAUGCCUCUUCACCUCGAAGGCUGCUAAGCCGUUGUGAAAUGCACACGACACUGACAUCG